This is a messenger RNA of Symbiodinium natans, 1878 nucleotides long. The record is from the annotation of a GenBank genome assembly. Lineage: Eukaryota; Dinophyceae; Suessiales; Symbiodiniaceae.
AUGGAGUCUCGUCCGUAUUCCGAGGAGCAAACUCCGUCGAUGGAUCUUUCUGACCCAACAUCCCUCCUCUCUGCAAGGAGCGACAAGAAGAAGCUGAAGGUGGCCGGCAGCUUCGUACACUCACCUACCGAGCAGGGGAGUCAUCGCCACUGUGGGGACAGACUGCGGGGAUGUCUCAGCAGCUUUGGCCUGGCGAACUUCAUGACCGUGGUGGUCUUGAUCGAUGCGUAUUGCACUUGCGUCGACAUCGACGCAACCGCUGCCGAGACUGUCACGCCGGAGAUUUACACGGUGAUCUCGACGUUGUGCCUGAUGGCCUACACACUUGAGGUCACCGCCUCGUUGGCAGCAUUUGGCUGGAAACACUUCUUCAGCGACUGGAUGGUGUUGCUGGAUCUCAUCAUCGUGGGUUGUGGCUGGGCUGAGCAGCUUAUGUCGUCACUGGGCAGUGGUGAUUUUGCCUUUCGCACAGCGGUGCUGCGCGCCCUGCGUCUCGUGAGGAUUUUUCGGCUUAUGCGCUCAUUGAAGCGGGUCCGAGCUCUGCGAGAGCUGUACAGGCUGGCCAUCAUGAUGGCCACGUGUAUCAAGGCCCUCCUGUGGUGCUUUCUACUAUGCUUCGCGGUGAUGACCGUGUGGGCCAUGCUCAUGGUGGAAGUCGUCAACCCGUAUGUGAGAGAGAUGCACCAAGACCACGGCUUCUUCAGCAGCUGCCAUCCACAAUGCACGCGUGCGGUGUCUAGCGUGAUGGAUGCGAACUUGCUGCUUUUCAAGACGGUGAUUGCUGGCGAUAGCUGGGGGGAGGUCGCCGUCCCCGUCAUUGAGGAACAUCCAGUGACCGCCAUCGUCUUCAUCGGCUCUUUGCUAACGUUGGUCUUUGGCGUGCUGAACCUUAUUGUAGCCGUUGUUGUAGACACCUUUGCGGAUGCUCGGAUGAAUGACAUCCACAGUUUAGCCGAAGAGAUGGAGGACGAGAUCGAGCAUGAUCGAAAAGAGCUGGCGAAGCUGUUCAAAAGAAUGGACCAGGAUGGGAGCGGGCAAUUGACGCUACAAGAGCUAAUGGAGGGAGCUCGUACUGACUCAAGCUUCCAGAGCCGGCUAAGGGUCAUGGACAUUGAUGUGCAGGAUUUAGAGCAGCUGUUUUGCAUGAUCGACCAAGAUCGCUCCGGUACCGUGGAGGUGUCGGAGUUUAUCGGACCUCUAAGCAGGUGGGCGCAUGACUCCAAGACAGCUCCGCGCUUUAUCAAGUACAACCUCAUGCAGACCAUGAAUCUCCAGGAGGAACUUCACGAAAUUGUCCUGGAGGGCUUUCGGCAACUGGCUGUGCGCAUCGACAGCUUGACAGUGCCCGCGAUGGUCAAGGAAAACCCAGUGGAUGUGCGGGCUACCCCAUCCGACUCAGCAGCGCUUCAAUACCCAAGCUCCGUCGAGGGGGCCUACGACAUGGAGCCAGGGGUCCUUCAACCACCUUGCUCACCGCAUCCCGUGGACUUUCUCACCCCCUUGCCCCCGGCAUCUUCGAAAACAGAUGUCCUUGCAGUCAACACAAUCCAGGCCAUGCUCGACUCUGCGAUGGUGAGACUCGAGGCCAAGCUGGAUGUGCUGCUGGCUGGAAACCGUGCCAGACCCAAAGAGCCCAUGUGUUGGCAGGGCGCAGAAGACGAUGAACGGCUUGAGCAAGGCCGUCGCAAGUCGUUUAAGAGGACUCCCAAUGUUGCAACCUUCCAGAAGAUGUACAUGGAAAAGGGCCGAAGUGCGACGCAGACGGAUGAGCGGCCUCCCAAAAGGAGGAGCAGGCAAGCCUCCUCCGAAGAAGGGGCCGAUGUUAAGCCACCUCCACAGAAGCACCGCUCCACGGCGCGACAUAUAACUAGCUGCUAG